Alternaria novae-zelandiae is the source of this 225-nucleotide messenger RNA. RefSeq lists its product as uncharacterized. The record is from RefSeq and is a predicted model, not a curated record. The coding region runs from base 1 to 225 and encodes 74 amino acids. The transcript has a single exon. NCBI's taxonomy places the organism in Eukaryota, Fungi, Ascomycota, Dothideomycetes, Pleosporales, Pleosporaceae.
AUGUUUACCAAGACUGGCCCUAUGCAGAGCUGUGUUGCCGUCACUGUCGGGUUCAUCGACGGUGUACCCCGAGCCCAGCAGAAGACCUACGAGGCUGUCAUGACCGGCCUCGGCCGCGAUGUGGAGGUUGGUCUGAAAGGGCUCCUCGUCGUCGAGGUCGUUGUCUUCUCCAAUGCGGCCAUCGACAAAGAGGUUGGGGGUGAUUAUACGAGUGUUGAUUUGUGA